GUUAAAAAAAAAACCCCAAUGACGUGUUUAGAAACUUUUACUCUUGGUUUGUUGUUUAUUGAACUAAUUUUUGUCACUUAGAAUUAAUAGUAAACAUAUUUUCAUAAUCUCUGUACCGUACUGGUCGUAAAUUGUGGGUUACCGUUGAUUCUUAAUAUUGAACCAAGAAAACAUGUGAACUGUUAACAGUGAAAGGUGGCUAAGUAAAAUAAUAACCAACCAAAGGGUAACUCAAGAGAGAUUAAGUAACAAUUUAAAUAUCAGCGGACAUUGUUAAGUGAUUUUAAAUAUCACAGCAAGGGAGAUUAUUUAUCAACUUAAACGUUGCAUCAAGGGAGAUCAUUCAUUGACUUUUAAAAACAUUGCAGCAAAGGAGAUUAUUUAGUAAUUUAAACAUCACACUCAAGGGAGAUUAUUCAGUGACUUAAUAGUCACAGUAAGGGAGAUCAUUCAGUGACUUAAAAACAUAACAGCAAGGGAGAUUAUUUAGUAAUUUAAACAUCACACUCAAGGGAGAUUAUUCAGUGAUUUUAACAUCACAAGGGCGAUCAUUCAGUGACUUUUAAAAACAUUGCAGCAAGGGAGAUUAUUUAGUAAUUUAAACAUCACACUAAAGAAAGAUUAUUCACUGACUUAAAUACCCCAGCAAGGCAGAUUAUCCAAUGACUUCAACAGCUAACCAUAAGGGUUUAUGAAUCAACCUAACAACAUAACAUCUAUUGUAAGCAAGGGAGCCACCUCAGGACUGGAUUUAUUAUAGGUAGAUAUCCAACAACAACUUGCCUAAAGGAAUUAUCUCACUGUAACAGUUUGACCAAGAGCAGAGCACCUGACAACUUGGCAGAAUCAUGAAGCUGCAGUUCAUAACAUUAUUACUUCUGUUAACUCUUGAAGAAAUGGUUGGGCGUCCCGCCAUUGCAGACAAGCGUAAGUUGGAGAAAGAUGAGGAGGAAGACCUGGACCCACAGUCGGAUUUAAAGCCAAGUAACUUAAUUACCAAAAACAAGUUAAAAGAUUCGAUAAUUGUUAACCACGAAGAAGAGGAUGAAAAUCCAGACCAUCGGGGAGUAGAGAAAGAGAAAUCUCCCAAAAUGGACAAAAAGACUGACGACAACAAAUUAAAGUUUCUCUCCAAUGAUCUGAUAGAUGGGACAAAGUUAUCGUUGGAUCAGCUCAAACCGGUUGAUCACGUAGAUGCUGUAAAAAUGGAACAGGAUGGCCAUAUUAACAAAGAAUACCACAAGGAGCUGUUUCUAGGCAACCAUGAAGCCAUUGACAAAGGCGACGAGGAAACUGCCUUGAAGAAACUUAUCGAUAUAUUUAAGAAAGUUGACUCGGAUUCCGAUGGCCACUUAAGUGAAGCCGAGAUGGAAGGCUGGAUUAUUCAGAAGAUGGAGGAACAUUUUGCUGAAUCGAUUCAAGAAAAUGAUGAAAUAUUUGCACAUUUAAACAAGGACCCAAAUGGUACAGUCCCGUGGAAAGUUUACUACACACACUUCCUGCUCGCCAAGGGAUACACGCUGGAUCAAGCCAAGAAACAUGUUGUCGAUUACGAUGAAAUUGAUCUCAGUCAAAAAGAUAAGGAUGAGCUGAUUCAUUACAAGUUCCGUUGGACGGACGCCGAUGUCAACCCUGUUGAUAAUGCUCUGUCCAAGUCGGAGUUCCUCACUUUCAAACACCCCGAGCACAGCAAGAAGACAAUGGAUUCCAUGGUCUACAAUAUCCUUAACAGUCUAGAUAGAAAUGAAGAUCACAAUUUAACAAAAGAAGAGUUUGUGGCCUUACCCCCUGGCGAGGUCGAAGGUCAGGAGUUUCAAGAAAUGGACAAACAGUGGCAGAAAGACCGGGAGCGGGAAUUUUCUGAAGCCAUCGACAAAAACGGAGACGGGGUCGCCACAGUCGAAGAAUUAAAGAUUUACCUUGAUCCCCGCAACCCAAUUCAAGCCCUCAUGGAGGCACGGAAUCUUGUUUCUCUGAUGGACGACGAUAAAGAUGGAGAACUCUCCAGAGAUGAAAUCAUAAAACAUAAAAACAUAUUUCUGUCCAGUAAAGUAGUUGAUAUAGUCGGCAAUUUCCACGAUGAGUUUUAGGGGGGUGGGGG
Molecule: messenger RNA, 2101 nt
Organism: Gigantopelta aegis
Lineage: Eukaryota; Metazoa; Mollusca; Gastropoda; Neomphalida; Peltospiridae
Product: 45 kDa calcium-binding protein-like
Exons: 7
Coding region: 849-2090 (413 amino acids)
Biological process (GO): calcium-ion regulated exocytosis
Cellular component (GO): endoplasmic reticulum
Molecular function (GO): calcium ion binding
Source: RefSeq, a predicted model, not a curated record